GUCCUUGUUGAAUCCUUUCUGCGUGGCUGCGAGAUCCGGAACCCAUCCCCCCAUCGGAUCAGGCGAGAUUUGUAAUGGAAAAAUAACAAUUUAUCAGCAACUUGCGACCUUCGGCUGUCCUUGUUCGAUCUUCAGCAGUUCAGCAUCCACGGAGACUGCAGGUCUGUACACCACUCCACCAGAGAACUCGUCGAGGCAGCGUGCUCUGCCGGCUGCCCCAACCCGUUGGCCCGCUACACGUCAAGCCUGAUUGCAGGUCAGCCGCCGCCGCAGCCCGCCCGUCUGCUGCACUGCCGCUCCUGAACCUCGUAUAAACUCCCAAUUUCCGUCACUAUCCUUCAAGCAGUUGAAAUCGUCCGCCUUAUUCUUCAGUUGUCAUCGCCGACAUCACCUGCACUCUGAAUCCAUCGCCAGCAGGUGAGGAACGUAUUACAAAGGAGGAAUACAAUGGUGAAAGUAAAAGAGUCAGAUCCAAGUUUGGGGUAUUUGACCUUGAAGGAAACCGAGGUCAAGCUGCCAAGGCCGACCCGGGUUAAAAACAAGACCCCUGCUCCCAUUCAGAUCACCGCAGAGCAAAUUCUUCGUGAGUCUCGGGAAAGGCAGGAGGCAGAAAUAAGACCCCCAAAGCAGAAAAUAACUGACCAUAGCGAACUCUCAGACUAUAGGAUUCAGAAGCGCAAACAGUUCGAAGACCUAAUCCGCCGUGUGAGGUGGAACAAGGGAGUGUGGGUUAAGUAUGCCCGAUGGGAAGAGUCCCAAAAGGACUUCAACCGUGCUCGCUCUGUGUGGGAGCGUGCAUUGGAGAUAUUCUACAGAGAGCCAACAAUGUGGCUCAAUUAUGCGGAGGUGGAGAUGAAGAAUAAAUUUAUAAAUCAUGCCAGGAAUGUCUGGGACCGAGCUGUCUCCCUCUUGCCAAGGAUUGAUCAGCUUUGGUAUAAAUACAUUCAUAUGGAAGAGAUGCUUGGGAAUGUCCCAGGAGCGAGGCAGGUGUUUGAGAGAUGGAUGACAUGGCAACCUGACCAACAGGGUUGGCUAUCAUACAUCAAGUUCGAACUUAGGUAUAAUGAGGUCGACCGGGCUAGAGCAAUUUUUGAGAGAUUUGUUCAGUGUCAUCCAAAAGUGAGUGCUUGGAUUCGGUUUGCCAAGUUUGAAAUGAAAAAUGGGGAGAUUUCACGGUCUAGGAAUUGUUAUGAGAGGGCAGUGGAUAAGUUGGCAGAUGAUGAAGAGGCAGAACAGCUGUUUGUUGCUUUUGCAGAGUUUGAGGAGAUGUGCAAAGAGUCAGGAAGGGCUAGGUGUAUAUAUAAGUUUGCACUUGAUCAUAUACCAAAAGGUCGAGCUGAGGAUUUGUAUAAAAAGUAUGUGGCUUUUGAGAAGCAGUAUGGUGAUAAGGAUGGGAUAGAGGAUGCCAUUGUUGGGAAGAGGAGGUUUCAGUAUGAGGAUGAGGUUAGGAAGAAUCCGCACAAUUAUGAUGCCUGGUUUGAUUAUAUACGCCUUGAAGAGAAUGUGGGAAUCAAGGCGAGGAUUAGAGAGGUUUAUGAGAGAGCCAUUGCCAAUUUGCCUCCUGCUGAGGAGAAACGUUAUUGGCAGAGAUAUAUAUACUUGUGGAUCAAUUAUGCUUUAUAUGAGGAGCUUGAUGCACAUGACAUGGAACGCACUAGAGACGUCUACAGGGAGUGUCUAAAAUUGAUCCCUCAUAAAAAGUUUUCAUUUGCCAAGAUAUGGCUUUUAGCAGCCCAGUUUGAAAUAAGGCAGUUAAGGCUUAAUGCUGCCCGAUCAAUCCUUGGAACAGCAAUCGGAAAGGCUCCAAAGGACAAGAUAUUCAAGAAGUACAUUGAAAUAGAAUUGCGAUUAGGCAACAUUGAUCGUUGCCGAAAACUUUAUGAGAAAUACUUAGAGUGGUCCCCAGAGAACUGUUAUGCCUGGACAAAAUUUGCUGAGCUGGAAAAGUCUUUGGAUGAAACGGAGCGGGCAAGAUCUAUUUUUGAGCUUGCAAUUGACCAAGUUGCAUUGGACAUGCCAGAGUUACUAUGGAAGGCGUACAUCGACUUUGAGAUAUCAGAAGGAGAAUUCGAAAGGACUAGAGCAUUGUAUGAGCGGCUUUUAAACCGCACAAAACAUUUGAAAGUGUGGAUUAGUUACGCGAAGUUUGAAGCUUCUGCUGUAGAAGGGGACUCCUCGGACCCUGAACAACAAGACGUCAGUCGCGAACAAAAGGAAGAAGGCUUACACCGGGCUAGAGGUGUGUUUGAAAGAGCUCUAGGCUACUACAGAACUUCAGCUCCUGAAUUAAAAGAGGAGAGGGCAAUGCUUUUAGAAGAAUGGCUCAACUUGGAAAGCAGUUUCGGGGAUGUUGGUGAUGUUGGGUUAGUCCGGUCUAAGAUGCCCAAGAAACUCAAAAAGAGGCGCCAAAUUGAGACGGAGGAUGGCCCGGCAGGGUAUGAGGAAUACAUAGACUACCUAUUCCCUGAAGAGACACAGACCACAAAUCUCAAAAUUUUGGAAGCUGCAUACAUGUGGAAAAGACAAAAGGUCUCUAGUGACGAUUGAUGAUCGAUUGAUACUGAGUUGGUUCUAUAACUUGUACCUGUCUCGCUCCUUGGGCUAAGUCUGACCUGCGUGGAGUAUAAAUAGCUGUAGUCGGAGCUGCAGGUGAUUGGUAUGGUAAUAUAAGUUAUGGAGUUUAUGGAUAUAGUAUGGAUCCUGAAAAACUGCCAGUUAGUGAUGUACGGACAUGUACUUGGUGGGAAAUUUUCAUUUCUUCUUUCCUUGUUCUCUAGGGUUAAUGGGUUAUUUACUUAAUUGCAUCUGUUUAUUCUAGAGAGUGACAAAGACAAAUCUGUAUGACAAUGACAACUUCUGCUGGCUAUUAUAAACAGUAUCACUUCAAAGAAAUUAGCAGCCGGUUUCAGAAGUUUGUUUUUUGCCUUAAAAAAAACUUUAAGAGUUGUGUUUUGACCGA
This is a messenger RNA of Cuscuta europaea, 2959 nucleotides long. The record is from the annotation of a GenBank genome assembly. Lineage: Eukaryota; Viridiplantae; Streptophyta; Magnoliopsida; Solanales; Convolvulaceae.